Messenger RNA from Apus apus (common swift), 3996 nucleotides. It is a transcript of the gene TERT, whose product is annotated as telomerase reverse transcriptase. The coding region runs from base 1 to 3921 and encodes 1306 amino acids. Gene Ontology annotation, biological process: telomere maintenance via telomerase. The record is from RefSeq and is a predicted model, not a curated record. The transcript has 17 exons. NCBI's taxonomy places the organism in Eukaryota, Metazoa, Chordata, Aves, Apodiformes, Apodidae. Gene Ontology annotation, molecular function: telomerase RNA binding; telomeric repeat DNA binding. Gene Ontology annotation, cellular component: telomerase catalytic core complex.
AUGGCGGGCGGGGAGCCCUUGGCCGCGCUGCUGCCCGCCCUGCGCGGCUGCUACGCCGAGGCCGCCCCGCUGGAGACCUUCAUCCGGCGGCUGCAGGAGAGCGGCGCCGGGGAGGCUGAGGUGCUGCGGGGCGACGACGCUCCCUCCUACCGAGCCUUCGUGGGGCAGUGCCUGGUGUGCGUCCCCCACGGCGCCCGCCCCAUCCCCCGGCCCCUCACCUUCCAGCAGUUAUCUAGUCAGAACGAAGUCGUCACGAGAGUUGUUCAGAGACUGUGUGAAAAAAGGAAGAAGAAUGUCCUCACAUAUGGAUACUCCUUACUGGACGAAAACAGUUCUGAUUUCCAGAUCAUGCCGUAUUCACAUAUAUACAGCUACCUACCCAAUACUGCAACAGAAACUAUUCGUAUCAGUGGCCUCUGGGAAACUCUGCUGAGCAGGAUAGGGGAUGAUGUGAUGAUGUAUUUAUUGGAACACUGUGCAGUCUUCAUGCUGGUUCCCCCUAGUAAUUGUUACCAAGUUUGUGGGCAACCAGUUUAUGAACUUAUUUCAUAUAAUGUAGACUCAUCCCCAGGGUUUGUUAAGCAAAGGUUUUCAAAGCAUAGAUGUAGUAGUUUGCUUGCCUAUAUGCAAAGAAGGCUGAUGUUUCAUAGACGGUAUCUUUCAAAGUCUCAUUGGUGGAAACACAGACAAAGACCUGAAGCUAAUGUCUCCAGAAAGAGAAAUAAAAAAAAUAACAAGAUACAAAGCUUGGUGUCCAUGGUUACUGAACAUCACGAAAAACAGAGUAGCUCCAGUUUAUGUUUGUCAGCUAUGGCACCAUCUUUGAAAAGGAAGCCUGAUAGGGAACAACCUGAAAUUCCGGCUAAGAGAGCGAAAGUAGCAGAGAAGGAGAGAGUGGAAAAGGCUUGUAAUCUAACUCCUGAGGUAAACCAAAGUAGUUCCAAGAGAUACAGAACUGGGUAUGUAGCAUCACAUUCUGUAAGCCUCAUUAAAAAAAAGCACAUUUCUCAAAUGAGUAACUGUGAUAUGUCUGGUCCUUUACUUCAUAAAACUCAUGACGGGAAGAAGUUUGUGGCAGGUGAGAGCUCUUUUCUGCAACGAGUUCAGAGUAAGAAACCUUCGAAGUCCAGCACUGAAAUGCAAGCAGAGUCCCAUAGGAAAGGAGUAGAGAUGCGUAUAUGUAAAUCUCAGUUGGAUUCUGUACAAAUCAAACCCACGGAGGGUAUUUCUUCAAAAGGCAGAACGCGGGAAGGUCCCUUAGCUCACUUGGCAAAGAAGUUACCAAAUGCUCUCCUGCGCUCUGCAGUUUACGUUAACAGGAAGCUGCUUCUCUAUUCUCGCGGGAGUUUCAAAGAAUGUUUUCCUAAAUCAUUUGUAUUGAAUCGCUUGCAGGGCUGUCAGGCAGGUGGACGACGGCUUAUAGAAACUAUAUUCUUAAGCCAAAAUCCGUUGGAGCAAAAGCACAACAAAAGCCUGCCACAUCACAAAUGGAGAAAGAAGAGGUUGCCCAAACGCUACUGGCAAAUGAGACACACAUUUCAGAAACUGUUAAAGAACCAUGGAAAGUGCCCUUACUUAGUUAUCUUGAAAAAAAAUUGCCCUGUCCGGAUAUCUGAAACCAGUGCGAGAAAAACUGAGCUGCCUUCUCAGGCAGCCUUGCCUGGGGAAGCAGAGGUUCACAAGCAAGCAGAACAGUUUGGGAAACAGCGUACUAAGUGUGUGACAAGCAGCAGAUGUGAAUCUGGUCACACUGACCUGCCAGCCAACUCAGGCAUGCCUUUUGCAAGAUGUGUGCUCGAGAAGUCGCAGAGUAAGGAGCAAAACCCGGGAGAGGCGUGUGAUUCAGCCCUCAGGGAGCUCCUCAAGCAGCACAGCAGCCACUGGCAGGUGUACAUCUUUGUGAGGGAGUGCCUGGAGCGGGUCAUCCCCGCUGAGCUCUGGGGUUCAAACCAUAACAAGUGCCGCUUCUUAAAAAAUGUGAAAGGGUUCAUUUCCAUGGGGAAGUUUGGUAAACUUUCAUUGCGGGAGUUGAUGUGGAAGAUGAGAGUGAAUGACUGCGUGUGGCUUCGUCUAGUGAAAGGUGAUCACUUUGUUCCUGCCUUUGAACACUGUUUCCGUGAAGAACUUUUGGCUAAAUUCCUGUACUGGCUGAUGGAUACCUAUGUUGUUACGUUGCUCAGAUCAUUUUUUUAUGUCACCGAGACCAUGUUCCAGAAAAACACGCUUUUCUACUACCGAAAGUUUGUCUGGGGCAAGUUACAGAACAUUGGAAUUAGAAACCAUUUUGCCAAAGUACAUCUACGUGCUUUAUCUUCAGAAGAGAUUCAAGCUAUCCAUCAGAAAAAAUACAUUCCUAUGGCAUCAAAGCUCCGGUUCAUUCCUAAGAUGAAUGGGUUAAGACCCAUAGUAAAAGUGAGCGGUGUUGUUGAAGCACGAGCAUUCAGCAAGGAAAGCAGAGAAAAGAAGAUGCGUCAUUACAACACUAGACUAAAAAAUCUAUUCAGUGUGUUAAAUUAUGAACGAACUAUAAACACCAGUUUUAUUGGUUCUUCAGUGUUUGGGAAGGAUGAUAUCUACAAGGCAUGGAAGAAGUUUGUUACAAAGGUCCUUGAAUCAGGCACUGAAAUUCCUCAUUUCUACUAUGUAAAGGCAGAUGUGUCCAGGGCUUAUGAUACCAUUCCUCACAAUAAGCUUGUGGAAGUGAUUUCACGAAUCUUAAACCCUGAGAAAAGAACUGUCUACUGCAUACGGCGCUAUGCUGUGAUUAUGAUUACCAGAAGUGGAAAAGCCAGAAGGUUCUAUAGGAGACACGUUUCUACUUUCAAAGAUUUUAAGCCAGACAUGAAGCAGUUUGUGUCCCACCUUCACGAGACUGAGUCAUUGCAAAAUGCAAUAAUAGUUGAACAGAGCUUAACUUUUAAUGAGACAAGUUCCAGCCUGUUUACUUUUUUUCUUCAAAUGAUACAUCACAACAUCCUGGAGAUUGGGAGCAGGUACUACUUACAGUGCUGUGGAAUUCCACAGGGCUCCAUUUUGUCAACCUUACUUUGCAGUUUAUGCUAUGGAGACAUGGAAAACAAAUUACUCCGUGGAAUACAGCAGGAUGGAGUCCUAAUACGUCUCAUUGAUGACUUUUUGCUGGUUACACCACAUUUAGUUCAGGCAAGAACUUUUCUAAGGACUCUGGCAACAGGUAUUCCUGAGUAUGGCUUUUUAAUAAAUUCCCAUAAGACAGUUGUAAAUUUUCCAGUUGAUGAUAUCCCAGGAUGUGCCAAAUUUAAACAGCUGCCAGAUUGUCGUUUGAUCCCGUGGUGUGGUUUAUUAUUAGAUGUGAAGACACUUGAGGUUUACUGCGAUUACUCCAGUUAUACCUGUACUUCUAUCAGAUCGAGUCUUUCUUUCAAUUCAAGUAGAACAGCUGGGAAGAACAUGAGAUACAAACUGAUUACCGUCCUCAAACUGAAGUGCCAUUGUUUAUUUCUUGAUUUACAGAUCAACAGCCUUAGAACAGUUUUAAUUAACAUCUACAAGAUAUUUUUACUGCAGGCUUACAGGUUCCACGCCUGUGUUCUCCAACUUCCAUUCAACCAGCAAGUCAGAAACAAUCCUUAUUUCUUCCUAAGGAUCAUCUCUGAGACUGCGACGUGCUGCUACGCUAUCCUGAGAGCAAAAAAUGCAGGGGUUACUUUAGGUAACAAAGGUGCAUCUGGCAUGUUCCCUUCUGAGGCAGCAGAAUGGCUCUGCUACCAUGCCUUUAUUGUCAAACUGACAAAUCACAAAGUUGUUUACAAAUGCCUGCUUACACCCCUAAAAAUCUGUAAGAUGCAGCUGUUCAGGAAGAUCCCAAAGGAUACUAUGACACUACUGAAGACAGUGACAGAACCGUCUCUUUGUCAAGAUUUCAAAGCUAUCCUGGACUAACUAAUUGAAGUUUAUCUCCUGAUUUUCCAUGUUUGGAAGUAAAUGCUAUGUCUUCAGAUUACUUUUCUCUGUAGU